CCUCUCUCUUAUAUAUUUCUCAUCUCUAUAAUUCUUCAUUCUUAAUUUUGAGUAUUAUUAUUACUAUAUAUGGCUGACCAAAAGACGCUUCCAAUUAAUGAGGGCCAAAUAGACCAAUCUCUUGAUCAUAAAUCUUCUUCUCCAAUAUCUAAACCAAUUCCCAUUGACCCUUUUGUUUCUUCUUCUGUCCCCACUCCCCAAAAUCCAAAUUCUAAGUCACAAGAACAACUCCCACCACCACCACCUCCUCCUCCUCCUCCUCCAUCAUCCCUGCCUUCUUCUAUAAUUUCUCCUCCCCCUCCUUCUUCAACAAAUAAGAAGCACUCUUUGUAUAGAGGGAUCCGGUGCCGAAGUGGGAAAUGGGUGUCGGAGAUUCGCGAGCCACGUAAGACGACGCGCAUAUGGCUUGGUACGUUUCCAACUGCUGAGAUGGCUGCUACUGCUUACGAUGUUGCUGCCCUUGCCCUCCGUGGUGGCGAUGCUGUCCUUAACUUCCCUGCCUCCAUUCCAACCUACCCUGUUCCCGCUUCGACUUCUCCAGUUGACAUUCGCACUGCUGCCUCCACUGCCGCUAUUGCUGCAGCUGCUAAGGCGGUGAAGAAAGUUUCGUCAACUUCUUCGGUUGACGUAGGCACUAUGGAAGAUUGUAGCAAGAAGAUGAGGAUAGAGGAGUUUGUGGAUGAAGAAGAAAUUUUUGGGAUGCCGGGUUUGCUGGCGGAUAUGGCGGAGGGGAUGAUGGUGUCGCCGCCGAGAAUGAACUCGCCACCACUGUCGGAUGACUUGAUGGAAAAUUCUGAUGGAACGGAAAGUUUAUGGAGCUACUUUUGAUGAUCAUAUAUUAAUGAAUUGAGAUUAACUACAAGUUGUGAUUAAGAAGAUGAAAGUUAGGUGAAAAAUGAAAAAAGAAAAGGGGUAGCUUAAAAAAAGGCAAGUUCUUGGCCGGCCGCCAUAGCUUAGGCUUGAUGAAUUAAUUAGUUUAUGGUAUACUUUUUUGGUCCAUUUGAUUGAUUUUUCUCUCUAUUGCUUCUAUAAUUGUAACUUAAAAAAGGGUGAAAGAUAGCACUAAGUGAAAUAUUAUAACAUAAUCCAUUUUGAUUCAUUCAAUAUUACCAUAUGACUACCCAGAUGAUGAGUA
Messenger RNA from Cucumis sativus (cucumber), 1135 nucleotides. RefSeq names its product ethylene-responsive transcription factor ERF027. Gene Ontology annotation, molecular function: DNA-binding transcription factor activity; DNA binding. Lineage: Eukaryota; Viridiplantae; Streptophyta; Magnoliopsida; Cucurbitales; Cucurbitaceae. Gene Ontology annotation, biological process: regulation of DNA-templated transcription. The coding region runs from base 70 to 828 and encodes 252 amino acids. The transcript has a single exon. The record is from RefSeq and is a predicted model, not a curated record.